Molecule: messenger RNA, 1959 nt
Organism: Spodoptera litura
Lineage: Eukaryota; Metazoa; Arthropoda; Insecta; Lepidoptera; Noctuidae
Product: cytochrome P450 4C1
Molecular function (GO): oxidoreductase activity, acting on paired donors, with incorporation or reduction of molecular oxygen; iron ion binding; heme binding
Source: RefSeq, a predicted model, not a curated record
UCGUGUGGAGUUCACGCACUCCUGCGCACGUAGAGCGCGCUACUAUUCGCGGAGUGGUUCUAGUGUUGUGGUUUAUUUAAUUACUUGUUUGAAUUCCAACUGCCGGUUGGUUGAAGACCAGCAACAUGAUAUUUGAGUUGCUGCUGGCGGCGUUGGUGGCGGCGGUGGUAUGGCUGAUAUUUUUCCGAGAUGAUGAUAACCCCGUGGACAAACUCCCCGGACCUCCGAGGAAACCAUGGAUCGGGAACGCCUGGGAGCUGCUCCAAAUGCCCUCAGAUAAGUUAUUGGACAUAUUGGUCGACUACACGAACAAAUAUGGCGACCGCUAUGUGUUCAAGGUGUUCAGUCUCCGAGUGCUGCAUAUAUCUGGACCUCCUGAUGUUGAGACGGUGCUCUCGCAUUCGAAGAAUAUCAAGAAGAGUGCUCCUUAUGACUUCCUAAAGGGAUGGCUGGGCACCGGACUCUUGCUUAGUACUGGUCUCCACUGGCACAAGCGCCGUAAGAUUCUGACUCCAACCUUCCACUUCAACAUCCUGAAGAACUUCGCCCACGUAAUCGAGGAGAAGACACAGGAUCUGGUGAAGAUGCUCAAGGACAAGAACGGAGCUGAUGUGAGCUUGAUGCCCACAAUCAGUGAUUUCACUCUCUUCACUAUUUGUGAAACGGCAAUGGGGACAAAAUUGGACGACGAUAAGACAUCAGCCACAGUGGACUACAAGAACGCCAUCCUUAACAUCGGCAUGCAAAUGUUAGCGAGGAUCACCCGGUUUUGGCUGCAUAACGACUUCGUCUUCAACAACUCUUCACGAGGAAAAGAAUUUAACAAAACCUUGGAAGUAGCUCGAGCCUUUGCUGAUAACGUCAUCAUGGAUAGGAAGGCCCAAAGAACUCAGAAUAAGAGAGAAGAAACUGCUAUUGCUGAUGCGUCUGAUGGCAUUGGAACUAAGAAGAGAUUGGCUAUGUUGGAUCUCUUGCUGGAGGCUGAAGAGAAAGGCGAGAUUGAUAUGGAUGGUAUCAGGGAUGAGGUUAACACUUUCAUGUUUGAGGGACAUGAUACAACAGCCUUAGCUCUUACUUUUGGCUUGAUGCUGUUGGCUGAUCAUGAAGAUGUACAGGAGCGCAUCUACGAGGAAUGCCAAACGAUCCUGGGUGACUCAGAACACGUGACGAUGUCCAAUCUGUCCGACAUGAAAUAUUUGGAGGCAGUCAUCAAGGAAAUACUGCGAUUGUACCCCAGCGUGCCUUUCAUUGGACGAGAGAUCACUGAAGAUUUUAAGCUGGGUGACAUAACAGUGAAGAAGGGUACGACAGUGGACGUCCACAUCUACGAGCUGCACCGUCGCGCUGACAUGUUCCCGGAGCCGGAGAAGUUCAUGCCGGAGCGGUUCCUCGGCACGGAGAUGAAACAUCCUUACGCUUACGUGCCGUUCAGCGCUGGACCUAGAAAUUGCAUUGGACAAAGAUUCGCGAUGCAAGAAAUGAAAACCACACUUAGCGAGCUGGUCCGUCACUUCAAAAUUGUACCUAAAGUCAAGGGAGCAAGGCCUAGAAUCAUGGCGGACUUGGUUCUCAGACCAGUGGAUCCCAUCUAUGUCAAGUUUAUUCCUCGCUAAAUUAUGUGUAAUUUGUUCACAUUAAGACAGUGGUGUGUCAUUGUUGCUGAGAUUUGAUUUGACCUAUAUUCCAACUCUUGCACAUCGUGCUGUUAAAGUGUUUACUCAAUUUUCAGCUUUAUUAUUUUGUGUUACAGUUGUAAAUCCAAUAUUUUUUGGCGGUUUAUGUUUAACAUGCUAGACAGUCUGUACGUACCUUUCAAUAUCACUGAUCACUAAUACUGUUACAGCUCGACUAUGCAUUACCAUGAACCAACUUGACAAUCUAAUCAUUAGAUAAUAAUAAUAGUGCAUACAGGGAUAGUCGCCGGUUUGUGUCUCCAUUACAUUUAGAUUAAAGUUGUCU